GGUUGUUGUUCUUCCUUUUGUGCCUUUGAACUCUGAGCAACCAAACGUAACAAAAAGAAGCAGGGUUACACGCUAUAUUCCUUUUCCUCACUGUUUUUAAAUCAAAACUACAGCAGUCAGCAGUUACCACUGCUACCGCCGAACCAACAUGCCCCCUGAGCUUCUAGACUUCGAGCCUGUAUUCGGCGAACCCAAAGUGCAGUGGGCAGGCUCGGCUUCGACUCAAUCAAGUGGGUUUUUGUUCCAUGUUCACGCUCCUGAAUCAUCUCAACUCAAAAUUGAAGUCACGAAUUUCCGUUCCAGCACUUGGGAGGCCGUACGCACUGUUUUCCAACUUGAGGACAUGAGGGACAAUGUCGGAAUAGGGGGCUCUUGGUCUGAGUUCGUUGCCUACCUUUUGGACUCUCUUAAAUCUGAAGACGUGAACAUUGUUUUCGAGGGCCAUUCCAAACAACAUGAUGCUGAACAUGCAAAGCUAGUUGCUCAGAAGUCAAAAGGAAUGCCCCGAAUUUCGUUUUCUCUUACAAAACUUGUGGGUUCAGCUGCUACUGAUGCUAAUGCACAUCUGUCCAUUGAGCUUUUCAAAGCAUUCAAGAGAUUGCAAUAUUUAUGCGGGCAAGGUGCUAUUUUCUUUUCUCUCAUUUGUCAAAUUCUUUGUUCUCAUCAUGUUUAGGACAGAAAUUUUGUUGCAUUUGCAGAUUCGUAAUUUUGCUUGCAUACAUACAGAAGCACGCACAUUUCAAUUUUUUGAAACAAACAAUUGUUGCACUCUUCUUUAUUUUGUCUUCAGAACAAGCGUGCUCUUCUCAAUUGACAAAAGUGUUAUCUGCCCAAGCGGUUAUUUAGUUAUAUCUAAGUCAUCAUUUUGUAAUGUGGAUCGUACUAUUAUCUAUUCUAACAAAUGAUGUUGUAAGCAAGGUAGUCUUCCUUUCAGUCACAUUCUGGAAGCAUAGAAGGAAGACUUGUAUGCCUUUUAUGUUCUUAUCAAUUAUCAUGAGCUUGUCAUGAAUUGUUGAUCAUGCAGUAUAUUGCCCCUUGAUUCCUAAGGUUUGAAUUUGUUGCUCAUGCCUGCUUUAUUGGAGAUAAGCUUGUGAUAAUUGUUGUUCCGUGGAAUUGGAGUUGUAUUUGUGCUUGUCUCUUCUAGAUAUUUAUACUUGUCUCUUCUAGAUAUUUAUACUGCAAAUUGUUUUGUGAGACAUCAUCAUUUGUUCCAUUACUCAUUAUUGAAUAUGAUACUAAGAUAUAUCAGUUAUGGCAGCUUUUAAAUUCUUGCACUUCCUGUAGCAAAUGAGCACCUAUUUUGCUAAAUAUGUCUUUCUAUUCUCCAGGAGAAAAAUAAAAGUUUCCAGGGCCAACUGGAGGUGUGUCUUAAGAGGCAGAAGUCAGACAAAGCAGAUUUUUCUGCCCCUCUGAUGAUUAAUGGCCAAAAUUCUCCAGACAAGCAAGCAGCUCGAGAUCCUGGCCCAACAAAAGUAGUUAAUCGUGUUGUACCAGCUUACAGGAGGGCAAAAGUGAGGGGUGCUGUCCUACAGGAUGAUGAUGAAGACAAGGAUAACUAGAAGUUAAUCAGACAGUUUGGUAUACCCUGUUUUCAGAUCAAAGUAAUAGAACUACCAUUUUCAUGUACUGCGUGAGAAAAAAUUGUCAAACUAAGGGAAAGGGAAGAAAUCUCAUUUAACCUUUUAGAGUUGUUUCCCUGUAGUUGCAAGUUUCCUGCUGUAUUCUGCCCCUGUAAAUGUAAUAGUUGUGUUCAUAAUCAAACACUUGUGCUUCUUGGGGCAUAUAGAUUCACCUACAGUGCGAGUUUUGUCAGAAGGCCUGAAUUUUCACCUUCUCAUUCAAUGAUCACAUAUGCUUUAUCCAUAUGGAAAAUGUAAUCUGGUUUAUGUCAAAUAUUCAUGUUUAUUAAUUUUCCUUUAAUCUAGAGUAUCAAAUUUUGCUUCUUACUGAACUUUGGUUUCUUUACCUUUUUCAUUUUUUGUAAACUGCAAGCAUACAUGUGGCAUAAUAAUGACAUCUUGUUUAUAGUUCUCUUUUGCAGUUCCUCUACAUCAGGGUCCAUCUUGCUCACACAAAUAGGGAAAUCACUAAAAAGAUGCAGCUUCCUCAUUCCUCCAUUUUGCUUUUCUUGGAUUGGAAGAACAGCCAGCAACUGGGGAAGGAAUUUGUGUUAUCAUGCCUGCAGGUAAUCAGAAUGCAAAGGUUUGCUUAGUUUUUAUGAAUCAUAGAGGUUCCUUUCUCUUUUCUUUAUUUUUCUGAUUAUAUUUGUCUUUGAAAGAUAUUCCGUCAUUCAAUUUGAUUU
Rubroshorea leprosula is the source of this 2302-nucleotide messenger RNA. The record is from the annotation of a GenBank genome assembly. NCBI's taxonomy places the organism in Eukaryota, Viridiplantae, Streptophyta, Magnoliopsida, Malvales, Dipterocarpaceae.